UUGAAGGCCGGGGCUAGAGCUGGCCAAGUUCUCUAAGAACAUGUCAGUCUAGUGAAUAGGCGCUCAAGGGUGUCACAAGAGGAAGUUGCUUCAGGGAGUUUGGAAACCUGGGACUUUCCUUCCUUAAUUCAAGCCUGGGAGGAACCUUUAUAAAUAUGGGUGUCAAAAAAUAAAAAGGUAAAGAUUCUAGGAGCAGCAAAGGAACGUUUACUUGGAGUCAUCUGGUUCUUGUGUUCCCAAAUCAACACUGCUGUGGUUGCUUCCAAGCUUUCCCCCGGAGGGAGGCCUAGUUCCUGCCACUUCCUGCCAAGAUGGAAAAUCUUGCUGGCAACUUCUCCUGCUAUGACCCAUCUAUUGUUGGUUACCGCUACAUGUCAGUGUCUUGGGGCAUUGUGGUCACAAUAGUGGGCACAGUGGGCAAUGUGUUAACUCUGUUGGCCUAUGCUAUUGACACUAAAUUGCAGACACGCUUUAACCUACUCAUUGUCAAUUUGACUUUGGCUGACAUUCUGUAUUGCACCUUUUUGCAACCCUUUUCCGUGGAUUCCUAUCUGCAUCUCUACUGGAGGACGGGAGCUGAUUUCUGCCGUGUCUUUGGGAUGCUGCUGUUUGUCUCCAACUCGGUAUCCAUUUUGACUCUCUGUCUCAUAGCAGUGAGCCGCUACCUCCUCAUUGCCAAUAUGGCUCUCUUUGAUCGCAUCUUCACCCGUCUGGGAGUGAUACUAAUAGCUUUGGGGACCUGGGUUGUUGGUAUUAUCAGUUUUGCCCCCCUGUGGCGGGUUUAUGUCUUGGUCCCCAAAGUCUGUACUUGCAGCUUCCAUCGUAUCCGUGGGAGGCCCUACACCACCAUCCUCAUGGGUUUCUACUUUGUGGUGGGCCUGAGCUGUGUCGGCAUCUUUUACUUCCUCAUCCAUCGCAAAGUCAAGAGUGCUGCCCAGGCCUUGGAUAAAUACAAGCUGAAGAAGGCCAGCCUGAAGGGGACUCAUGUAGCUGGAACCAGCUCAGCUGUACCAGGACAGUAUCAUGAGUUGGACAGUGGGGUGGACAGCGCAGGUGCUUCACAGCAUUCCUGUGAUGGUUUGCCCUCGGAGCCCACAUCCAAGACCAGCAUUCCCCCAAGUUUGGAGAGCAGCACAGCUCCACCUGUGGCCCAGCCUGCAGUCCCAUCAAAGAAAGCCACCCCGUGCAAACCCAAGGAUAGCAACUCAGAAUUCCACCGAGUGACCCGCAUGUGCUUUGUGGUCUUUAUUUUCUUUGUUCUUUGCUAUAUCCCUUUUUUGCUCAUCAACAUCUUUGAUGCCAAAAACCGGGCUCCAACUAUCCUGCACAUGAUUGCUGCAAAUCUGACGUGGCUUAACAGCUGUAUUAACCCACUACUUUAUGCUGCCAUGAACCGGCAAUUCCGUGAUGCCUACAAAGGGGUGAUGCACACCUUUGCCCAGAAAAUCCCCUGGUGCCGCUAAUCUCUCGGGAGCUGUACACCCUUUCUCUUCAUGGCUAAGAUCUUCAUUUGUCCUCCAGACUGCCAGAAAACCACCUACACUUUCACUGAGGACUAAAUUCCCGGAGUUUUAACUUCUGUUCUUAUUAUCAUUGUAUUUUAUUCCAUCUUCUGUGGCAGCCAAUGGGGGACUUGUAAGUCAAAUAGAACUGACUGACUGAACCUCACUCUGAGGGGUUGAAGACUAGGAAGACUCCACUUUGGGUUUGCAAAUAAGAGGAAAUAAACUGGCCAUGCUGGGUUCCCAUUAAUACAGCAAAUCUUGCCCUUCAUAAAGGAUUGUCUUGUAGGGCAAUCUGGUCUAAUAGGCAUGAAUUCUCUGUACACAAGUUGCAUGUGUACAUGGUACAUAUUUUUAUAUUAUACGUAUUAUUUCUGUUCUGUGUUUCAUUGUCAAAAACAUUUCAUUUCUUGAGCUUCUCCUCAAAUUCCAAGAUCCUGCCUGCUCCCAGAUCAAGUUUUCACAAUACUAGGGUAAGUUUUGUAUUUGACCCUUGAUAAUCAUAAAAGCUGUUGUCAGGUUUUCAUCAGUGGUGGGAUUCGAAUAUGUGAACAACCAGUUCUCUGUGUGGAUGCUGCUUCCGGAAGUCCAUUCUAGGCAACAAAAAAUUAGCUACCGGUUCUGCCGAAGUGGUGUGAACUGGCUGAAUCCCACCACUGGUUUUCAUGCAAAAGUUUUUCCGGGCCUAUCUAGAAAGAUUUUGGAUCUUCUGUUUUGAAAAUGUAUUUUAUAGCUUAGAAUGGAGAAGAAAUAUAUUCUCUCUAUCCAAAGCCAUUGUUAAGGCUAAGCCUCUUCCAUAUCUCUUUAGUCUUAUGUUGUAUCUCGAUCUCUCAGUUAUGCUUUGCCAAAUCUCUCACCUUCAGUCCUCCAAGGUCUUCCAAUUCCUCAGAUGAAACUAUUCUGCCCCUUUUGCUUUUUCUCAUCUAGCUGUCCUUCAGUAAUCAGUAAAGCUAUGAAGGAUAGAUCUUGUUAUUACUUGGAUGGGAAACCACCCAAAAAAUCUUAAGGCUGGAACUAAAAAAAUCCUAAAAGAAGAUAAACCAUUUCCAUAUUGCUGCCAAGAAGAUGACAUAGUCUAUGUAGCCAUCAAAAUUGAAGCUCAACUGGAGAAAGAUUUUCUCUCCCUUUAGAGCUCUCAUCCAAACUCACAAAUCUUUCAGACCAUUCUUUUAUUUGCCAUCUCUAAUAAAUAAGCUAGUCUUUCUCUCACUAUUUCCCCCUAUCAUCAUAGUUCUCUCUUUUAUGAUGGAUUAUAGAUUAUAAUUCCUUGAAUGUAGGUCAUAUGCUAAGGCAUUACAACAUAUAAAAGGUGCUUUGUAAUAUCUAUAUACUACUAAAACUGUCAUUGUAUUUAUCUGUCUGUUUGUACCCUCAAGUUGGUCCAAACAGCACAUUAUACUGAAAUGAUUUUUCCAUCAAAGUAUCUAAAAUCUGCUCUCUUAAAGAAUGCAUAAACAUAUCUGGGACUCAUUACUCUUAUGAAAUUGACAUUUCCACAAUGGUCAGACCAGUUUUAUUUGCAAAAUUGUUGCCACUGCAGCAUCCUAGCAAUCAUGUGUUUGUGAUUUCCAACACCCCUGUCAGCUUCCCAUAAGUAACGUCAAUGGGAAAUCAGCAAGAAGUUGGAAAUUGCUCCUGCUCCCACUGCUCCCCCCCCCACACGGUCAUUCUGUUUAUCUCUUUAGGUAAAGAAAUAUUGACUUAUUAUUGAAAUUCAUUUGCCAAUUAUUUUUCCAUUUGCAGUUAGAGUGCAGUACUGCAGGCCACUUUAGCUGACUGUGUUCAGCAGGUCAGCGGUUCAAAUCUCACCGGCUCAAGGUUGACUCAG
Molecule: messenger RNA, 3330 nt
Organism: Crotalus tigris (Tiger rattlesnake)
Lineage: Eukaryota; Metazoa; Chordata; Lepidosauria; Squamata; Viperidae
Gene: GPR84
Product: G protein-coupled receptor 84
Exons: 2
Coding region: 312-1463 (383 amino acids)
Biological process (GO): neuropeptide signaling pathway
Cellular component (GO): membrane
Molecular function (GO): urotensin II receptor activity
Source: RefSeq, a predicted model, not a curated record